AUGGAUCCUGAACAAAGCCAGAAGAGCACAAAAAAGGCUGAGGAAAGUCCAAGAAAGAGGCUUCCCAAAGGAGAGGCUUUCCAAGCCAGUGUUUCAUCCACUACUACAUACCAGGGCAGCUCUGCUCCUUCGCAAGGAACCCCUCUCCGAGAUAUCAUUUCACAGCAGCACUUUUCUGGGUCUUUGCCAGUCCCAAGGGAGGAGUCUCAGGAGAAGCCUGGACAUCAGAAGCAACCUAAGCCUUCCUCUUUUGAACACCCUCCCCACGUUUCUCAGCUUCAGCAGCACGCACUGACACCAGCAUUCAUGUCUCCUGGGAAACCAGAGCACGUCCUGGAAGGUCCCACAUGGCAGCUAGUUGAUCCAGUACGAGCAGGUCCUUCUGGCUCCUUCUCAUCACCCGGGCUUCACUCUCACCACGGCCAGCUCCUACCUUCCCACUCACCAAUCAUUCCUGCCGAGGACAUGCCGUCCGUUCAGAAGGUCUACAUCCCUCGCUCCUCACAGGUUUCCUUAAAGCAAGCUGAGGAAGUGCACAAGAAGGAAAAGAAACCUCAAAAGCCAGGCAAAUACAUUUGCCAGUACUGCAGCAGGCCUUGUGCGAAGCCAAGCGUGCUCCAAAAACACAUCAGGUCCCACACAGGGGAGAGGCCCUACCCUUGCAUUCCAUGUGGCUUUUCUUUUAAGACUAAGAGUAAUUUGUAUAAGCAUAGGAAAUCUCAUGCUCAUCGCAUCAAAGCUGGGCUGGCCUCAGGGAUCGGAGCAGAGAUGUAUCCAUCGAGCUUGGAGAUGGAGAGGAUUGGUGGGGAGGAGUUUGAAGAGCCAACAGAAGGAGAGAGCACAGAUUCGGAGGAGGAAACGGGGGCCAUGUCAGGCCACUCAGCGGAGCUCUCCCCCAGGCAGAAGCACUCCCUGCUGUCCGGCAGUUUGCUGAGCGGAGGAAGCCAAGGCUCCAGCCAGGAGCGGUGUUCGCUGUCUCACUCCAGCCUGUCUCAGUCUCUGGAGGACAGCAGCCAGUUCGCAGAGCCGUCCUCAGACCAUGCUCCGAGCCAUAAGUCCGAGGACAGCCACACCAUCAAGCAGAAGCUGGCACUGCGCUUGAGCGAGCGGAAGAAGGUGAUCGACGAGCAAGCCUUCCUGAGCCCCGGCAGCAAGGGCAGCACCGAGUCAGGCUACUUCUCCAGAUCAGAAAGUGCAGAGCAGCAGAUCAGCCCUCCCAAUACCAAUGCCAAAUCUUACGCAGAAAUCAUCUUUGGGAAGUGUGGCCGGAUCGGGCAGAGGACUGCGGCCUUGGCUGCCAACACAACCCAGGGCUUUCCACACCUGUCUGCCGAAGAGAAACCCAGCAUGGUCCCAUUGUCUGUGCCUAGGACACAGGUCAUUGAACACAUCACUAAGCUAAUUACAAUUAAUGAGGCUGUUGUAGAUACCAGUGAAAUAGAUAGUGUGAAGCCCAGAAGAAGCUCUCUGUCUAGACGUAGCAGCAUCGAAUCUCCCAAGUCUGGUGUGUACAGAGAACCGUUUCAGUUCGAUAUCAAAUCUGCUUCCAGCGGCCAGUUGGAGGCAUCGAAAGCGUUGACAUCCCACGGGGAAAAAAUUAAGCCUGAACAAUCAUUGUUGUCACUUCAGCAAUCCCACAGUGCCACAGAGACAGUGCCUCUCCUAAGAAGCCACUCAAUGCCUUCUGCUGCAUGCACUAUAAGCUCCCCACACACCUUUAGAGGUAGCUACUCGUUCGAUGAUCACAUCAUGGAGCCUGAAGUCUUAAGCCGCAGUCAAGCGUUUUCCUCCCACCCUCGAAUGCUUAAACGGCAGCCAGCUAUCGAGCUCCCUUUGGGAGUGGAAUAUCUCUCGGAGGAGGUUAGCUCUGCAAACAAAGAAACUGUUUCCAAACCUCCUGAGGAGCCUGAAACCAAGGAAAGCGAUCCUACCAAAAAGUCACGGAAGGGGCCGAAGGUCAAAGGCUUCAUGUACGAGUGCAGCGUGUGCGGUGCUCGCUAUAAGAAAAGGGACAACUAUGAAGCCCAUAAGAAGUACUACUGCUCAGAGCUGCAGCUCUCAAAGCCUCGCUCUUCUGCUUCCCACACCUCUUCAGAGACUGAGAAAAGCGCUGCAGAUCCUGACACGUGGCCCCAGAUGAUGCAUUACAAGCUGGGGAGUAGUUUGGAGCUCACCCCGCUCCGCAAAAGGCGGAAGGAAAAGAGCCUGGGUGAUGACGAGGAGCCUCCAGCUUUCGAGGUGUCAGACACUCCCUCCUCCAGUGCUGGCCCAGGCACUCAGUUUGCAAACCCAGCAUCAUCUGAUGUCACUUUAAACCUAGCCCGUGAAUCCAUGAAGUCACCAGCAGAGCCGGGGAAAUCCACACCUUCUGAUGUCGGAGCCAGCUUCCAUGCCAGGACCACCAAACCUGCUCCGAGCACAGAGGGCAAAGAGAGAAGAACGACCUCAAAGGAGAUCUCGGUCAUCCAGCACACGAGCUCCUUUGAGAAGUCUGACUCCAUCGAGCAGGUGAGCAGCUUGGAAGGAGAAGACAAACCCUUGGCACAAUACUCAUCCCAGCCAACAGCCCAGCACAGCCGACCGCCUCACUCCCUGCAGCCCAAGCUGGUCCGCCAGCCCAACAUCCAGGUCCCAGAGAUCCUGGUCACGGAAGAGCCUGACAGACCAGAAACAGAGCCAGAGCCUCCUCCCAAAGAGCCAGAGAAAACAGAGGAAUUCCAGUGGCCACAGAGGAGCCAGACCCUUUCUCAGCUCCCUGCAGAGAAACUGCCACCAAAAAAGAAGAGGCUGCGGCUGGCAGAAAUGGCUCAGUCCUCCGGGGAGUCCAGCUUUGAGUCAGUGUCUCUCACCCGCAGCCCGAGUCAGGAGAGCAGCGUGUCCCACGGCUCCAGCCACUCCGUCUCCUUGGAUCGGGAGGAUCACGGCAAGUCAGAGUCUGCUGGGCAGCCCUCUGAAUCCCAGCCCAAGCCUCCCGGCGUUGGCUCACAUAUGUUGAUGGUACCAAGCCACCAUCACCAUUCCAGGGAAAUGCGGAGAUCUGCCUCUGAGCAGACCCCCAACGUGUCCCAUCCUUCCCAGAUGUCAGAGACCCGCAGUAAAUCAUUUGACUAUGGGAGUUUGUCGUCCACUCCUGCCUCCACCCCUGGCCCCUCAGCUUCCUCAGCUCCACAGGAGAGAAGGAAAUGCUUUCUGGUCAGGCAAGCAUCCCUCACUAGACACCCAGAGCAUGAGCCAGACUCAGGCCCAGCAGGCCGGCCAGAGGCAGAGGAUCCGGUUCCUUCUUCAAGCAAAUCUCCCUCGACAAGUUUGCCUCAUCAGCCAACAUCCUCACCCUCUUUGCCCUCUCAUGGUACUUACCCAAGUGAGAAGAGUCAGCCAAAAGACAGCUCUCCGCCAGCAUACACCCAGCCGUACACAGAAGCUCUGCAGGUGUUUCACCAUCCCAUCCCACAGCUCACACUGCAUGAGAAGCACUUCAUGGCCCCGCAGGUUUCUAUCUUUCCCUACCAGCAUCUCCUGCCACAGCCAGGGCAGUCUGCAGAGCUCUUUGCUGCACACACCAUGUCUGACAUCCUCUCUGCUCAGUUCACCAUGCCUCAGCUUCCUCCUUCCAUAUUUCAGACCCCACCGCUGCCUCUCCCACAGACGCUCAUCCACCCAGGCCCGCUCCAUAUCGCUCCUCCCCUGAUGUCUCACCCAGCCGAGGUGCCCUUCAGGCAGCAUCCUUCCUUCCUGCCCAUGCAUUACCCGGUCUCCUCACCCAUCCCCUCAGCCUUUUUUCUGCCUCUCCAGUCUCAGUUUGCUCUCCAGCUGCCAGGUGAAGCCGGUGGCCACUUGCCGCAGAUCAAAUCCAGUUUAUUCCCAGCAGUGGAAGCCUCCAGGCUUUCCCCGUGCACAGAGUAUGACUCGGAGAGCAGGCUGCACCCUCUGACCCGCACGACAAGCCCUUCAGCCUCUGUGUCUGCAUCCCAGCUGGUGGUCCCUACACGGCCAGAGCCGGUGGUGUCCCUGGUGGUCCCCGUUCGCAUCCAGACCAACAUGCCAUCCUACGGCAGCGCCAUGUACACCACUCUCUCCCAGAUCCUGGUCACUCAGUCCCAGUGCAGUUCCUCUUCCAUCGUUCUCCCCAAGUUCGACGAUCGCCAGCCCAAGGGCACCCUGGUCUGCAGUGCUGAUGUUCACGGACUAGGUUUUGAUCUGGCACAGAUGAUCACAGAGGAUCAGAGAAGCAUUUUCCAGAGCCCGUACCUGAGGGUGCCCUUACCCUUACCAGAGCGCAAAGGCUACAUGCCGCUCACCUCCCCAUCAGACAGCAUCCUCGGCUUGGAAGGAGGCUCUUCAACAGUUGGGGGAAGCAAAAGGAUGCUCUCUCCAGCCGGUAGUUUGGAGCUGACGAUGGAAACACAACAGCAGAAGCGAGUGAAAGAGGAGGAGGUGCCUGAAGCAGAAGAGAAGUUGGAAGUGGUGAAGCCGCCCAGUGCAAUAGAGGAAGGGAAAAAGCAGGACAAAUCCCAGUUUCCAGCAGAAAGCCAAGGCAGGGCUGAGGUUGAAACACCACCAACUCUGUCCUUAGAGCAGCCAGAGCCAAAGGAAACCCCAAGGACUUUGCCGCAAACUGAGUCUCCUUCAGCUUCUCCAAGUUUUGAGGCACUGGAAGAGUACAAGCAGCCAGCUGGCAAACAGUUCCUCAGCAAGGCACCUUUGCAACCUGUGAAGAAAGAAGACUCCAAAGAACCAGUGGAGCAGUCUCCACCAAACCCUCCAAGCCCUGCCCCUCUGUCUGAGGGUGCUCACAGUGCAGUGAAGCCGCGCGAAGGUACAGACACGAAGAAGGUACUGCAGUUCCCCAGCCUCCACACAACCACUAAUGUCAGUUGGUGCUAUUUAAACUACAUAAAGCCAAAUCAUACCCAGCAAGCUGAUCGACGCUCCUCAGUCUAUGCCAGCUGGUGCAUCAGCUUGUAUAAUCCUAACCUUCCAGGUAUAUCCACUAAAGCAGCCCUGGCCCUCCUGAGGUCCAAGCAGAAAGUGAGCAAGGAGACCUACACCAUGGCUACUGCUCCACGUCCAGAGGCAGGCAGGCUUGUCCCAUCCAGCUCCAGGAAGCCAAAAAUGACAGAGGUUCAUUUGCCUUCGCUCCUUUCUAAUGAAGGUCGAAAAGAUAUAACUAGAGCUGAGAAGGAAGAGGAUAAAAGAGGAAAAGCAGAAGAAGAGGCUCUUGUGACCAAAAGAGGGGAGCCAGUCAGGAUCAAGAUCUUUGAAGGAGGGUACAAAUCAAACGAAGAGUAUGUGUAUGUGCGAGGCCGUGGACGAGGGAAGUAUGUAUGUGAGGAGUGUGGAAUUCGCUGCAAGAAACCCAGCAUGCUGAAGAAGCACAUUCGCACGCACACAGACGUCAGGCCGUACGUCUGCAAGUACUGUAACUUUGCUUUUAAAACCAAAGGGAAUCUGACUAAACACAUGAAGUCAAAGGCCCACAGCAAAAAAUGUCAGGAGAUGGGCGUGUUGGUAUCUUCACUGGUGGACCUGGAAGCCGAGGAAGGAACCAGUGAAGACCUAUUCCAGGACUCUGAGGGGCGGGAGGGCUCUGAGCCAAUUGAGGAACAUCAGUUUUCAGACCUAGAGGAAUCUGAUGAGGAUGAUGACAAUGAAGAUGAGGAAGAUGAGGAGGAAGAGGAGAGCCAAGAUGAGCCACCUUUAAAGCUGCCUGAAGGCAAACAGACCACGCUCCCAAUGCACUCUUCAGGUGGCUCUCCAUCUUCUCAAGAAGAAGGCACUGAAGCAGCAUUGCCCUUAGCCCAAGAAACUGUUUCCAGCAGCCAAAAAGUAGGUGAAGGCCAGCAGGCCUCGUCCUCAGGGCUGGAAACAAAGUGGUCAGCAGACAGCAGUGACAUUGCUGUGUGCCACAGCUUCUUGAGUCUCCACAGACCAGCUUUGACCUCCACUGAACACUUGACUUCUGCUGAAAGAGAGUCUGUCACAAGGCCACAGAUGUCCUUAGUCAUGGACCUGUCAACCUCCAAAGACACCUCCCCAAGGAAAAGGUGGUCUCCAAGCCAGGACUCUGGCAGAGGUGGUGGCAGCAGCAGACCAAUGCUAGGGAGAAAGCAUCUCCUGACCAAAAAUGAAACUUCCCCCAAACGGUUUUCACCAACUGCAGAGCUGUCUUCUCUAAGGUGCCUGUCUCCAGGGAGAGUGUUGUCUCCUUGCCAGCGUGUCUCUCCCAGGAGGGAGGCAUCUCCACUGAGAUGUGUGUCACCCAGACUUGAGCUGUCACCCAGCAGGCAUCUUUCCCCCAGAAGAGAGCUGUCCCCAAGGCCAUACCUUCCACCAGAAGAAGAAGCCUCCCCUGUGAGGCACUCAUCGCCGAGCAGAGAGAUGUCGUCGGUCAGGUACUUGUCCCUGAAGAAGGUCUUGGCCCCAGGCUGCCUGGAGUCCUCCAGGUAUCCAUCCCCUGGGAAAGAGGACUUGCCUGGGACUAGCAAAUCAGCAGCAGAUGACCAAGUUCAAGGCUCAUAUCAAGCCCAGCAGGGGAUAUUGUCUUCGAUGCCUCUACCUCACAGGUUCUUUGGCAAAAACGUGCAGCUCUACGAGUCCAAGCUGAAGAUAGAACCACGGAGCCCAACGUGCUCACCCGGCCUCACGCAGCCUGUCUGCUCCAGACCCUUGCAGGCACCUCACGAAAUCCACGUCCACGCUCCCAGCCGGGGGGAGGAGAAUGUCUUCAGCCAUCUCCCGUUGCAUUCGCAGCAGCUCACGAGGACCCCGUAUCCCAUGAUUCCCAUUGGGGGCAUCCAGAUGGUCCAGGCGAGGCCGAGCUUGGUGCCCAGCUCGGUCGUGUCCCUGCCAGCAGGAUCCUUUGCCUCCGAGGGCAGCGGCGUCCCGGAGCUCCGCUGGGCUCCCAGCAGGGACGAGGAACCGCAGGCGCCGCGGGAGCCGUCCUCGGCGUCCGUCUCCCCGGUGGCAAAGGUUUCUAAGUACACCCUGUCCCCAGAGCGUACCGGCGGUGGUUACCUAGAAGAGAAAAUGAGGACUAGUGAGCUUCAGCAGUCGCCAGAGCAGGAGGAACACAGGGUAAAAACGUUGGCUGAGCCUAGUGGCGCGGAGCAGGCCGGCUGCUCGGCGUCCCCAGCCAGCCCCAGCACACCCCACGAGCACUCUCCAAAGCCUUCGACGAGCGGGGAAGAAGCCUCGAUCCAAACGGGCAAGAAGCAAUCUGGCAGCUCGAGCACUUCUUUGGAAUCAUCCUGCACUUUCAUCUCAGAUCUCCCCUCCCAGCCGUUGGACCGAAGCAGCAGCACCGGCUGCCUCUCAGAGCCCUCACCCAGCCACCCGCAUGCCCAACCCUUCUCCGUCCGCAGGAGAAACCUCUCCGGAGAGCCCAGUUGCCAAGCGGGGGGAACCUCCAGGAGGAGCAGUCCACACCUAGAGCAGGCAGAUUUAGGUCAAACUCAACAAAAGGUGGAUGAAAACACGGGAAGUGCUUAA
Molecule: messenger RNA, 7488 nt
Organism: Indicator indicator
Lineage: Eukaryota; Metazoa; Chordata; Aves; Piciformes; Indicatoridae
Gene: HIVEP3
Product: HIVEP zinc finger 3
Exons: 6
Coding region: 1-7488 (2495 amino acids)
Biological process (GO): regulation of transcription by RNA polymerase II
Cellular component (GO): nucleus
Molecular function (GO): zinc ion binding; DNA-binding transcription factor activity, RNA polymerase II-specific; RNA polymerase II cis-regulatory region sequence-specific DNA binding
Source: RefSeq, a predicted model, not a curated record